Molecule: messenger RNA, 1071 nt
Organism: Folsomia candida
Lineage: Eukaryota; Metazoa; Arthropoda; Collembola; Entomobryomorpha; Isotomidae
Product: hemocyanin B chain
Exons: 8
Coding region: 1-639 (212 amino acids)
Source: RefSeq, a predicted model, not a curated record
AUGGAUGCAUCGCUUUCCAUGGUGACGGACUUCAUCUUCCUUGAUCAGGAAGAUAUAUUUUUCCUUGCUCGUUAUCAUGCUGAAAGGUUAGCACAUGGUCUUCCACCAGUGCUACCCCUGAAUUUGCAAAGGGGUACCAUUCUAAGGGAGCCCUACAACUCCCACUUAACGGAUACAAACUCUGGAAGAAACUGGACUCCACGACCACCAAAUGUUCCAAUACAGGACACCAUGUCCAACGCAAUCCCUGACGCUCCGUUCUUCGUUUCUGUGGAUAACAGGACAAUCAAUCUUGGGCGAAUUUUGGAAUCAAUUGCACUUCGAACAUUGUUGAGCGCUUUCCAAGGACAGGUGCCAAUUGAUAAUGUUCAAGGGAUCGACUUGCUCGGAGACAUUGUCAUCAGUGACAAUUAUAAUUUCUUAUUUUUAUUUGUUUUAGCCUACUCGUUAAAUCCGGAAUAUUACGGCUACUACGGAGUCCAUAACACGGGUCACGUUUUAAUCUCUUUAGUGUUGGACCCAGUUCAGGAACUUGGACUUCCGCCAGGCGUGAUGGGUGAUACUGCUACGGCCAUGCGAGAUGUUAUCUUUUACCCUUAUCACACAUUUAUGGACGAUAUCUUUGAAGCCCACAAGUGAACACUUCCGCCUUAUCAACUCUCAGGGGUAAUUUAGACUUCAGUUUUAAUGACGUGCGUGCUCAAUUAUGUAAUUAAUGAAUGAAUUAAAUGUUCUUCAGGGAGAUUGGCCUUUGGUAUUUGACGGCGUUGAGGUUCUCAAUGUCAAAGUGGUUGCACCUGGCCUACCUGCAAACAGUUUAGAAACAUUUUGGAGUGAAAGACAAUUUGAUUUGUCUCGAGGUCUCGAUUUUAAUAGAACUGCUGUUCAAGGGCCCAUUUUAACUUGCAUACGACAUUUGGAUCAUCGAUUCAUCUCGAUUUCCAGUAUCAAUUCACUGUGGAUAGUCAACGUGCUCGACGUGCAACGUUCCGAAUUUAUCUCGCCCCCAGAUUUGAUGAGAAGGGUCGGCGUUACGUUUUGGAAGAACAGAGACGGAGAUUCUUUAUUUUA